Adineta ricciae is the source of this 7254-nucleotide messenger RNA. The record is from the annotation of a GenBank genome assembly. NCBI's taxonomy places the organism in Eukaryota, Metazoa, Rotifera, Eurotatoria, Adinetida, Adinetidae.
AUGGAAAAAUUCUUAAAAUUAUUGAAUCAUUUAUCAGUGGCAUCAAAGUCAGCAGACUAUGAACAAGAGAUUUCUACUAUUGUAGCAACGAUUCAAGCAAAUGAGAAGUUAUUAUCACCAGUGCAAUUGGUUUUACCAAACGAGUUUGAUGAGUAUCAACACACUGUAGAUAAUGUAGCCCUGCAAUACUUAAAAAAUGCUAGUAAAAGUGUUCAAAACUUGAUUCCUCUCAAAAGCUUACCUGAUGGAAACUGUUUGUUCAAUUCGGUUGUGUCGCUUUUACCGGACUCUGAUGUAUCUGCAGUUGAAUUGAGAGUGCGAACAAUAGUUGAACUUGUUAAGAAUAGAUCUCACUAUGCUACUCAAUAUUCCACUACUAUCGGCCCAUUCGAUAUAGCACUUCAAAGGGCCUGUAACAAUUAUAGUUUUUGCGAACUCUAUGAGCUUGCUGCCCUUGCCAAUGUAUUACGGUGUGAGAUACAGAGUGUAUAUCCAUAUAUAGAUUAUCGCGCUGAGAUGAAGAUUAUGAAUUCAUUUCAUAAACCACUGGAUAUGAAUAUUGCCGAGAAGUAUAAACUAAUCAUAUUCUGGACUAGCACUCUAGACGAAGCCUCUACAAGAAAUCGCCCCGGUAGUGGGGGCGUUUGGAGUCCAAACCAUUUUGUGCCGCUUGUACAGCCAUAUCGAAGGAGCUUACCAGGUGAUAAAGAAGAAAGUCGUUCGGUGUUAAAAGUAACUCCUCGAAAGGAAACGUAUAAGAAUAAACAAAUUUCAUCUAUACGAAGCCCUGAGUUUUCACCACCUCCCAAUGCUAGAAAACAUAAGACAUCAUUUCCAUCGUCUACAAUAUCCGUGUCAAACAUGAGCACUUACGAUACUCAACGAAAGCGCCAAGAGAGGCUUACUGAGAAUGAGCAGCGGCGACGUCAACGUAUUGUUGCUGAUCGGUGGCGAAAACGCAAUGCUAGAGAGAAUGAAACUGAAGGCCAAUAUAGGAGACGUCUUUCUACUGAUCGAUUAUCGAAACGAAAUGCUAGAGAGAAUGAAACUGAAGACCAGGAUAGCAAACGUCUUUCUACUGAUCGACUAUCGAAACAAAAUGCAAGAGAGGAUGAAACUGAAGACCAGUAUAGGAGACGUCUUUCUACUGAUCGACUAUCGAAACAAAAUGCAAGAGAGGAUGAAACUGAAGACCAGCAUAACAGACGUCUUGCUACUGAUCGAUUAUCGAAACGAAAUGCUAGAGAGAAUGAAACUGAAGACCAGCAUAGCAAACGUCUUUCUACUGAUCGAUUAUCGAAACGAAAUGCUAGAGAGAAUGAAACUGAAGACCAGCAUAGCAAACGUCUUUCGACUGAUCGACUAUCGAAACAGAAUGCAAGAGAGGAUGAAACUGAAGACCAGCAUAGCAAACGUCUUUCUACUGAUCGACUAUCGAAACAGAAUGCAAGAGAGAGUGAAACCGAAGACCAGCAUAGGAAACGUCUUUCUACUGAUCGACUAUUGAAACAAAAUGCAAGAGAGAGUGAAACCGAAGAUCAGUAUAAUACACGGGUCACUAACCAACAGGAGCGAUCUGCAAAAAAUCGGUUAUCGCAAAGUAAAAAAAAACUCACGUUUCUAGCAACCACGCAACAUCAUUCAAAUGCGAGAGAUACAGUAAAUCGGCACCAAUCUGGAAUAAAUUCUACUGAGUCUAUGAGAUUGCGCCGUGAGCAACAGGCACUAGAACGAGAACAACACAUGUUACUUCAGCAAUAUACGUGGCCGAUGGCAAUCCCAUCGAAAUUGAAAUAUUAUUGUUUGGAAGACUUUGCUAAUCAUAUGUCCAUGUCAGCCUUAGAACAAUCUACAUGUAUUCUCUGUAAUACUCGAGCAUUUGCUAACACCAUGAAAGAAUACGCUCUACAGGAUAUCUUAAGUAUCGACCAACUAACUACUCACACAGAUCUCGUGAACAUUAUUCCUAGAGGCGAACAACACACGCAAGUGGAUCAAAAUGCAGAAGGCUUCUCGUCAUCAAACAUAGUUCUUUACAAGAGAGGAUAUUGUAAACUAACAAAAACUGGCAAUAUCUGUCAACAAUGUCUCAGUGCACUAAUUAGGGAUAAGAUUCCAAUGUUAACUCCGGCAAAUAAGAUGUGGGUUGGUGACGUGCCGAUCGAGCUACAACAAUUGACGCUUGCUGAGGAAAAAUUAAUUUCUCUUUAUCGCCAUAACAGCUGUAUUAUUAAACUACAAUCACCAUUUCAUCAUCAUUCUACUGCUCAGGCUGCACUUAGAGGUAAUGUGAUUACAUUCAUGCAUAACAUGCCGAAUAUUGUAACAACUUUACCUCUGGAUGUGGAUGAUCUUUCUGAUACGAUAAAAAUUAUUUUCAUUGGUGCCCAUAUGCCAGAUCGAGUUCAGUUUCGAAAAAUUUGUGGCGUUAGCCAACAAAAAGUUCUAAGCGAAGUAAAUAUUGCAAAAUUACCUGAAGAUGAUGUUCCGGAAAGUAUAUGGGCCACCUUAGAGAGAAUAGAGAAUGUAAGCGAUGGAAAUUCAGAACGAGCUGGAUUUACCGAAGAUCCACUAAUACAUGCCACAGACCAUGAUGAGUGUAACUCGGAAAAUAUCUGUCCUAUGAAUACCAGUGCUGUAUUGGAUGUAAAUGGAACGACUAUUUCUUCAGAAGAUAUUAGUGUGCAUUUACUUCGUAAAGUUAAUACAGAUAUGAUUGGAGCGUCGUCUGACUUGCCCGAGAAAUAUACGGAGGAUGACGACGAUGUGUAUAUGAUUCCAAGAUCUAAUGUGCCAAUCAAGGAUUAUUUCAAUCCAGAACUGCUACUUGGCUUAUAUCCAACUCUUUUCCCUUAUGGAUGUGGAGCACCUCAAGAUUCAUCAAGACCGAUUCCAGUAUCUUUAGAGCAACAUAUUCGCUAUUUACUAGCAUAUGAUGAUCAACGAUUUGAGAAACACCAUUCGUUUAUGUUUGUUCUCUUCAACAUAAUGCAGCGACGACAAGCAUGUUGGAAUGCGACUCUUAUGGCUUCUCGCCCUUAUUUUCAGAAUGUUGCUAACGAUCUUGAAACUUUGACCAGUAAAGAAAUUGAGACCGCACUGAUGAGUAUAAGUAAACAGACGUUUUCCUCUGUGGAAAAUCCACGGAUUAAUAUGCUUAUGAAACAGAUCAAAACAGUAGGUGGAAAUGUCAUGGGGUCGGCGUAUUCGCGAGCAGCUCUGCGGACUCAGAUUCAUGCACUUAUAUUUAACCAGGGUUUACCUAGUAUAUUCAUGACUAUAAAUCCGGCCGACAUUCAUAGCCGCGUUGCUCUCUAUUUUGCCGGCGUAGAUCUUGAUCUUGAUAAAAUUAUACCGGAAAAAAUUCCAUCAACAUACGAGCGUGCUCAGAUUAUAGCUUCGCAUCCAGUAGCUACAGCUCGUUUUUUUAAUGCACUUAUUUCUUCUAUUCUUAAAUGCAUGAUUCAAAAGGGCGUACUGGGUCCAAUUAAAGCUUACUUUGGUACAGUUGAAAAUCAAGGGAGAGGUUCAUUGCAUUUACAUAUACUCAUGUGGCUUGAUCAUGAUCUAACACCUUCACAGUUAAAGGAAUCAGUUCAAAACGAAGAGUUUCGAUGUGGUCUUAUUAACUAUUUAGAAGAUAUCAUCAAGCAAGAUCUAAGUAACUUCGAUCUUGAUACGUCUGAAGAUGACGCUCUUGAACAACAGCACCAGUCGUCUAUAGAUCCUAAUGAGACUAAAAAUGAUUCUCUGAAGCUUAUACCACCGAUCACGCCCACGCUAAAACCAUCAAUGCCAAACUUUGCGAUGAACUUCAAAAAAGACAUUAUACAGAUAGUAAAGAGUUGUAAUAUCCACAUUCACACCGCCACAUGCUAUAAAUACUCGAAAAAAAACAAUAAUCCUGCGUGCCGUAUGCGAAUGCCACGGCGAAUCGAAACUGUGUCAUCUAUUAAUGUUGAAUCUGGUGAAAUUAAACUGAAACGGCUUCAUGAAACAAUUAAUAAUUUCAAUGAAUAUAUCAUCAGUGCCUGUCGUUCAAAUAUGGAUAUUAAAUAUAUUUUCAGCGGCAGUGAUGCCAAGGCUUUGGUGUAUUAUAUUACAGAUUAUGUAACAAAGUCCAGCCUCUCUUUCCAUGACACAUUUUCCCUAGUCUUAAAAGCUAUUCAGUCCUUCGAAAAGCAAAAGCUUCAUAUGAAUGUCGCUGUUAAUGCCGAGGAGAAAUCACGUCGACUUGUCUUAAGAUGUUACAAUACUCUUGCAUCACAGCAAGAAUUAUCUGGAGUACAAGUAGCAUCAUAUUUGAUGGGUUGGCCUGAUCAUUAUACAACACAUGAAUUCGUUAAUCUAUUUCUCAUUGGUAUUGAGAAUUAUUUACAAUCAAUGCUAUCAGAAGCUAAACUCAAACAACAACACCAGACAGAAAAUAUCACGAACAUUGACGAUGAUGAAAGUUGUCAUGAAAGUGAAGAACAAUUUUUGCUUCAACCCACAGAGAGUAAUAAUAAAUACGUAUAUGUUAAUACCCGAGUCGACUACCAAUAUCGUUCAGUAGCGCUUGAUAAUAUAUGUCUGUAUGAUUAUGUGCGUUCAUAUCGAAAAAAACCUAUCGAUGCUAAGGAUCGAAGGCAAUUAGAAGCUUUAUUAGAGCCGAAAGAUAUCCAAUCAGAAAGUUCAAAACGCGGUCGACCGCCUUCUGAAAGAGAGCUCUUUCAAGAUAGUCAUCCACAAGCUGCCUCGCAUAUAAAUAUAAAACGAACGAAACCAGUCAUACCAGUCUUGAUUGGUCCACCAAUACCACGUAAAGAUCGAGAAGACACAAGAGAGCGUUAUUGUAGAUCCAUUCUUACACUUUUUCACCCUUGGCGAACAUACCGAGAUGUGUGCGAUGUUGAUCAAUCAUGGGAAGAGGCAUUCAAUAUCCGACAAACAAAGAUUUUGUCAUCAUCUUGGAAAAUUGUAAAUAAUAUCCAGUUACUUCAGGAAUGUAAAAGUGAUCGUGAUGAACAUCUACAGCAGAUAAUUGAAGCUGCGCAAACUGAAACGGGCAGUGAUGAGUGUUAUCCUCGUCACAUUGAAAGUGAUAGCGAGGAUGAAAAUACUGAAAUCUUUGAUAUAUUGGAAGCUAUUGACAUAACUAACAUUCCUGUUGUGAAUGGUAAUACAAACAAAGUAGAGCAGAUAUACUUUAAAAAAAUAGUAGAAGCAGUCGAUCGAGCGAAUCGAUUUGCCAAUAUUCGAAAUUCACAUGUAGGGCCAACGAAUCGUUUUAUACAUUCGUCUCAAUUCGAUAAACAAAUUAUUUCUGACCACGAACAUCUAGUACCCGCAACUACCGAACUAAUCCAAUUGAAUAACGGGUGGCAACGUAAGAUCAAAGAGCAAAAAGAGCGAAUACGAAAAGCCUGCAUAGGUGAACAGCUACAAGAAAAUCAUAUUGAGAACAUUGACAAUGCCGAAAAUGGAUUGGUUCCACCCAUCGAAGAAAAUAUAUCUUCAGAUCUUGAUAAUAAUAACGAGACCGCCAGCUCAACAAGUAUCAUACCAGUUGCUAAAAUUGCUGUACCGAAUGAAACAACACGAGAGAAUAUAGCAGUGCAAUUUACAUUAAACAAGAAUCAAAAGGCUGCGUUUAUGAUUAUUACUGGUCAUCUAGAUGGACUGGGUAUACUGAGCGAAGAUGACAAACAGCAACAAUUGAUUAUGUGUGUACCCGGGUGUGGCGGCACAGGAAAAUCUCAGUUGAUUCGUGCUAUAACAGCAUAUUUUACACAAACAAACCGCGCACAUAAAUUGAGAAAACUUGCACCAACAUCAGUUGCUGCAGCAGAGAUUGAAGGUAUGACAAUUCAUUCUUUUCUCGGUGAAGGACGAAAUCGAAAGCAUAAGUCAAAAGUGAUGAAUCGUCCGGGACAGGUGACAAAAGAAAAUAUAUGGCGUUUUGUGGAGUAUAUUAUUCUUGACGAAAUGUCAAUGGUUGGCCUCAGCUUAUUGGCUCGUUUGAAUAAACUUGUUGCAACAGCUAAGCACCAUGAUCCUAUGUCUACAAUGGGUGGUAUCAACAUUAUCUUUUUUGGUGAUUACAUCCAAUACUCACCAGUAUUUGACAAACCACUUUACUACAACUUCACUUCCCCAAUGGAUAAUGAUACACAAAAAAACAGGAAGAUACCCACAGAAAAUGAUAUUCAACAAAAAAGUGCUCGAGCAUUGAUCUUACAGAUAAACUGUGUUGUUAUGCUUGAGGAACAGAUGAGAACCAAAGACUUGGCUUAUCGAGCUCUGCUGAAUAGAGUUCGUCAUGGUGAAGGUACAUAUGAAGAUUGGCAAUUACUCCGAACGCGUGUAAUUGGUAUAGGACUGCACAUUUCUCUUAAUAGUCCACCAUGGAACGAGACUCCAAUUCUUGUUUACCGAAAUGAACUUCGAACAGAACUAAACAACCGAGCUGUCAUCAACAAAGCAUAUGAAAUGGGUCGAGUACCGACCGUUGUAAUUGCUACCGAUACAAUAAAGGCAAAGAAACAUAUCGAUCUUCCUGAUUUGACAAAACGUCUUCUCGCUUUGCCUGACAAUAAAACAGAACAUUUACCCGGUUAUCUGCCUCUGGUACCAGGUAUGCCUGUAUUACUACAAGAAAAUAUUGCUUGUGAACUUGGUCUGUCAAAUGGCACACAAGGUAUCUUCCGCGAGUUAAUUUAUGAUUGCACGUCAGAACCUACCAUCGGUUCUAGUGAAGAACCUUUUACGCCUGAUACUGUAUUUGUACGUAACGCUCAAUAUGCUUUGGUGGAAAUACCCAAAUCGAAAAUGAGUAAACUAGAUUCACUCGAUCCACUUAUUAUUCCUAUUCCUGCAAUUGAGAAAACAUUCGAUGUAGAUCUAGAGAAAUUCUAUAGUGAUAAAGGAGCCGUUACGAAAUUAUUUAAGAAUAAAAAGGUUAAGGCUACUAUUUCUAUUAAAAGAAAGGCGUUACCGUUAAUACCAGCCUACUCCAUUACAACUCAUAAAAGUCAAGGUCAAACACUACCAAAAAUAGUCAUUGACUUGAAUAUGCCACCUGGAAUGGUAGAAGUGGCAUCAGCUUAUGUACCACUAUCACGAAUCCAACAACUGACGGAUCUCGUUAUCUUACAAGACUUUAGCAUCGAAGCUUUACAAGUGAAACCGUCCAAAGGACAACUUGCUGAGCUUAAUAGAUUGAGCGUGAUUUUUGAACAAACAAAACAACAUUAUUCGCAGUAUUUCGUAUAA